AUGGCUCAUCUUGAGGAAAACGCGAGCAAAAUCCUCCAACGUUCACAACUUUACAAACGAUACGUUGAUCAUGUUCUAGUCAUCACAAUAAGUUUAGAAGAGACAACAUGGAUUAUGGAUGAACUCGAUCGCCUGCAUCCGAAUAUACGAUUUACGAUGGAAGCAGAACGCGAAGAUACACUGCACUUCCUCGACAUUAAAAUGACUAGGAAGAAUGAUGGAACAAUCGCCAGAUCUGUUCACCGAAAAGAAACUUGGACAGACCAAUGCUUGCAAUUUGACUGUUUUGUGUCUGUGGAAUAUAAACGUGGUCUGGUCCGAACACUAUUUCAUACAGCACGACAUAUCUGCACAGAAGACAUGGUUGACAACGAACUACGACAGCUGAAAGAAUCUUUGACUAGAAACGCUUAUACCGAUGCAUUUAUCGAAAGGCACAGCAAGCCGAAAGUGAUCAGACAAACGAAUUGUUCAGCAGAAAAUCUACUAGUCACCCUUUGUCUUCCAUUCAAACGUGAUGACAUCAAUUGCUUGCUCAAACGACCACUUGGAUCAGCGCUUGCCCGAACAUAUUAUGCAGCUGACCUCAGAAUUGUUCAUCGAACGAUUGAGAUCCCCACACCGUCGGUGAAACAACGUCCACCUCUGUACACCAAUUCGAAUCUGAUUUACCAAUUUCAGCAACCUACGUGGGUCGAACAGAGCGGCAGUUACGUAACCGAGUGA
This is a messenger RNA of Fasciola hepatica (liver fluke), 726 nucleotides long. The record is from the annotation of a GenBank genome assembly. NCBI's taxonomy places the organism in Eukaryota, Metazoa, Platyhelminthes, Trematoda, Plagiorchiida, Fasciolidae.